Messenger RNA from Xenopus tropicalis (tropical clawed frog), 5618 nucleotides. It is a transcript of the gene kit, whose product is annotated as KIT proto-oncogene receptor tyrosine kinase. Gene Ontology annotation, cellular component: signaling receptor complex; membrane; plasma membrane. Lineage: Eukaryota; Metazoa; Chordata; Amphibia; Anura; Pipidae. Gene Ontology annotation, biological process: Fc receptor signaling pathway; Kit signaling pathway; positive regulation of receptor signaling pathway via JAK-STAT. The record is from RefSeq and is marked provisional. Gene Ontology annotation, molecular function: protein kinase activity; transmembrane receptor protein tyrosine kinase activity; ATP binding.
AGCAGACUGGCGAGGGCUCAGAGCGAGCAGAGAUAGACGAGAGGCUGGGGCGCGGAGCUGCGCUACAAUGAGCCACAUUCUCUCCCCUACAGCCACAAUGAGUUGGACUUACGUGUGGAUGCUACUCUUCCUUCUUCCCUACACAGGGGAUGCUGUUCCUAAAAUUAAUGAAGGGCAAGACAGAUUUACUAUUAAAGUUGGUGAGAGAUUUCAGUUGAUAUGCAGAGAUGCUCAGUUAGUAAAGUGGACGUUUCAAAAGUCAGGCCUUGUAAAGAAACCACGAGAUGUGCAAAGUCGUCCAUAUAACAAAAGUGAAACUGACCAGAUUCUCUUUAUUGGAAAAGCCGAUCUCAAGCACGUUGGAAGGUAUACAUGCACAAAUACAGAGACGUAUGAGAAUACCUCGAUCUCUCUCUUUGUAAAGGAUCCGGCAAGACCAUUUCUUGAUGUCCCAUUUAUCGAUGUAAUAGAAGGAUCUGACGCUGUUGGCAUGUGUUUUCCUUCCGAUCCUGACAUUGUUGAUAUUGCUAUAGAGAAGUGUGAUGGUUCUCCCUUGGCAGAGGAUUUUACCUUCACAACAGACAUUGAGGCUGGGAUCACCAUCAAAAUGGUGCAGGUGUCCUUUGAUGGUUGCUAUGUAUGUACUGGAAAUCAAAGUGGGACAGUGAAAAAAAGCAGCACAUUCUCUAUUCAUGUAAAGCCAGAACCCAAAAAAGAACCAACUAUAUUUCUGACCAAAUCCAGACAACUUGUCAAGACUGGAGAACCAUUUGAAGUCACCUGUACAGUAAUGGAUGUCUUUAGUACUGUAAAAGCUCAGUGGUUGGAUGCCAGAGAUAUGGAGAGUACAGAACGUGCCAAUUUCCUACCAACUCGCAUCUUCAGUCUAAAUUUAACUCUGAAAAGCGAUGGUGUUCUCUUCAGUGAAUCCAGAACUUUCACCUGUCAAGCAGAAAACGCUAUUGGCCAAGUGAACGCUACAUUCACCUUAGAUGUCAUAGACGUUGGAUACGUCAACCUGACUGUCCUGGAGAACACAACAAUCAGUGUUAAUGCUGGAGACAACCUUGUCCUUAGGGUGUAUAUCGACGCAUAUCCUCCUCCAGAUCAAGGAUUUUGGACUUAUUUAAAUGAAACACUUCUAAAUACUUCGGACCAUUAUGUUGAGAUCAGAGACGAAGGCAAUAAUAGGUACGUUAGUGAGCUGCAUUUGAUUCGUUUAAAAGGAACAGAGAAAGGAGCUUACACCUUCUAUACCUCCAAUUCUGAUGAUUCCGCUUUUGUCAACUUUAAUAUCCAAGUAAAAACAAGGCCCGAAAUCCUCAUUGCCGAUAGAACUAGUGAAGGCACGUUACAAUGUGUAGCAACGGGAUUCCCUGUUCCCGCUAUUCAGUGGUAUUUUUGCCCAGGAAGUGAGCAGAGAUGCACUGACUAUCCCCCGAUUUUACCUGUGAAUGAAAAAUUUAUCCAAGAAAAUUCAUCCCUCGGCCGCGUAGUAGUGGAAAGUACCAUUGAUGUCAAUCAUAUUAAGAAAAAUGGUACUGUGCAAUGUGUCGCAUCCAACGAGGUGGAGAGUGCUUCUUCAGUAUUCAGUUUCGCCAUCAAGGAGAAAGUUAGAGCCCACACUCUCUUUACCCCCUUGCUGAUUGGAUUUAUAGUAGCAGCGGGAUUAAUGUGCAUUGCCGUUGCCAUCCUCAUGUAUAAGUAUUUGCAGAAGCCAAAGUACGAAAUACAGUGGAAGGUUGUGGAAGAAAUCAACGGGAACAACUAUGUUUAUAUUGACCCCACACAGCUUCCUUAUGAUAACAAAUGGGAAUUCCCCAGAGACAGGCUCUGCUUUGGUAAAAUUCUUGGUGCUGGAGCAUUUGGCAAAGUGGUUGAAGCUACUGCCUAUGGCCUCAUUAAAGAAGACAGCAGGAUGACCGUUGCAGUUAAAAUGCUCAAGCCAAGUGCUCAUUCCACAGAGAGGGAAGCCCUUAUGUCAGAACUGAAAGUUUUAAGCUAUCUUGGCCAUCACAAAAACAUUGUGAAUCUUCUGGGUGCCUGCACAAUUGGAGGACCAACAUUGGUCAUUACGGAAUACUGCUGUUAUGGAGACCUUUUGAAUUAUCUGAGGAGAAAGCGGGAUUCUUUUAUAUGUCCAAAAUUUGAAGAUAACUCAGAGGCAGCACUUUACAAGAAUCUUCUUAAUUCAAGGGAUAUGGGCUGCGAAGGAAUGAGUGAAUACAUGGAUAUGAAGCCAGCUGUGUCUUAUGUUGUCCCCACGAAGACUGACAAAAGGAGAUCUGGUUCAUUUGGAGAUAAAGAUGUGUCUGUGUCAAUUCCCGAAGAGGAUGACUUAGCUUUGGAUACGGAUGAUCUGAUAAACUUUUCAUAUCAAGUUGCACAGGGAAUGAAUUUUCUUGCUUCAAAAAAUUGCAUUCACCGAGACCUUGCUGCAAGAAACAUCCUCCUCACUUAUGGGCGUAUAACAAAAAUUUGUGACUUUGGACUUGCUCGAGACAUCAGAAAUGACUCAAAUUAUGUGGUGAAGGGAAAUGCUCGACUUCCAGUGAAGUGGAUGGCUCCUGAGAGCAUAUUUCAUUGUGUCUAUACAUUUGAGAGUGAUGUUUGGUCUUACGGGAUCCUUCUCUGGGAGAUCUUUUCACUGGGAAGCAGCCCUUACCCUCGAAUCCCAGUGGACUCCAAGUUCUAUAAGAUGAUCAAGGAUGGCUACCGAAUGAUGAGCCCUGAAUGUGCUCCUCUUGAAAUGUAUGAAAUAAUGAGAAGUUGUUGGAAUUCAGAUCCAUUAAAACGACCAACUUUCAAGCAAAUUGUACAGAUGGUGGAACAGCAGCUAUCAGACAGCAAGGCGAAUACCUCUGUACCGUACCCUGUAAGUCACGUUCCACUGGACCAUGCAGUAAGAAUAAACUCCGUGGGGAGCAGCACCUCUUCUCAACCACUGUUAAUGAACAGUGACCGCUGAACCUUUACAAGCAAACACUCAUGGCAAGGGAUAUUGCUUCACCUGAGGCUGACUGCAAUUUUCCAGGCAUCUUCUUACCAUGAAAUGACUGAAAAUGUAAUGGGUCAGUGAUCCCAUUGCAGCACAAAGAACCAUUGUGUUCGCUGAAAGAAAGACCUUAGCACUGUUGUUUGGUUAUUAAACUGUUUUGAAGACACAAGAACCCACAACAAUCCUUUGCCUGCUUUUAUGACAUAGGAUUAGAAGAUUCAGAAUUGGCUCUGUGGUUACAGUGAACAUACUUUGAACAUUAUCAUCAAAUUUUUUUUUUUUUUUUUUAUAUUUUGCGUUCAGUGCAAUUCAGUGCUUUGGUCAACAAGGUUCUCAAACUGGGCAAAGAUACAGAAUAAGCUGUUUCUCUUCACUGGAGCCAAUUAGUUUGGAUGCUAUUUGAAGAAAACAUUUUGAAAUACUCUUAAUAUGGCAAGAAGACUUUAAUUGUAAAUGUAGACAUUGUGUCUGAGGCUUAAUCCUACAUGGAUAUCUUGUUUCUUAGACUCCACCUUACUUGUAGCUGAGGCCUUCAAGCUGGGUUUUCUCUUUAUACCAAGAAGCAGAACCAUUAAUGUUCAUGUCUGUGUAGUUGGAAUGGGAUAUCCCAUUUGAUUCUUUUUCACUUUAGUAUUUAUUUACCAUUUGCAAGCACUUACAUCAAUGAUAUAUACAAUAAAUAGGCUUGGUACUGCAGCGAGAAUUAAAUGUUUUAGCUUUAAUACCCUAGAUUCCUCAAUGCUGCAGGAAUUUCUGAGCAAUGUCCAUUCCUGCUUUGUAGGAUUGCACAGAAAGGAAUACUCCUGCUCAGACACAGGUUGCAUAGGAAUGAAAAAAGCUAUUUGUAGCAUUUGUUUUUGUGUAAGUUUUCCUGAAUGUGGUUUUUCCGAGAUCUAAAAAAACAACAAAAGUUUUGUUUGUGGGUUAGAUCAGUCGGAGUUGAAAAGUCAGAGGGAGAGCAAUAGAUUGUAGAUUGUUCAUCCCUCAGAUUUUGAGCAUGUUGUUUUUAUUUUGUGUUUUUGGUUUAUUCUGGUGAAUGCUAUACAGGUGCACCAACUGACCACCUUUCAUUUACUGCUGUGUAUAUAAUAGUGUAUCUGCCAAUAAUAGUACAGAAUGCUGUAUUUUCCUGCUUUGUGAACAUUUGUUAUGAGGAGGGCAAGGUGAAACCAAAAUGGCUAUAAAACAACCAAGAUUUAGAUGUUAGUAUUAAGCAAAUGGGUGCCUUUUGAUACACCUACCUACCUCCAACCUAUGGUGAGUUAUUACUAGACGUUAGCCCUCCUAUAUACACACUGAGUAUACUUACGAAAGAUGCUGAAAAUGUGUUUGCGCUAAAUUUAGUUGUUUUCAUUCAUCUGCAUCUGUGUAUGUGUGUGGAGCCCCAGCUUCCAGCCAGCGUAGGCCCACAAGCAGCACUCACUUAUAAUGCACCUUAAUACAAAAGUGGGGUACUGCACCUAAAGGCACUCCAGGUCCUAAACAGUACAUAACUUACUAAAAUGUUUGCCACUAAGCUUGUCAUUGUAUUGGGCUACUGUCCAUUUUCCUGUGCAAAUGUGCAGCAAUGCAGUCCUCCUAUUACAUAGUUCAUGUUUGGUACCUUCCUCUAUUAGAAAUGUCAAGCCUAAUGUUGUACUCCAACAUGCAUAACUCCACAACUGGUUUCUGCAAAGUUGUUAUUACAGAGAACUAUAUUUUAAAGGAAAAGCAUUCGUAGCUCUUUCCACAAAAUGUCCUAAUAUACUGAAAUGAACCGCUGUAUAUGGCUGUGGUACAAAGGAAAUCAUACGGCUGUCCAAUGCGACGUAGGAAAAAAUACUUUUGGGGUCUUUUGCUGCUUGUUAAGAUAAUGCCACACUUUGCUUUUAAAUCAAGCUUCUCUUAGCUGUGCUCUUUCUGUCACCAACAUGUCUGCUUUAGGCACAGCAUUUUCGUUUCGACAAAUAGCGGCCCCUUGUAGCAUUAGCCUAAUGUCUUUAUAGCCAUUUUGGAAUGUAUUAUUCUUGAGCAGAGGUGGUCAGUAUGCAGCCCUGCUACUGUUACUGAUUGGCUGCCACCAGCAGGCUAUAUAACACACCUUGCUCUAGAGAGAUGUUAGAACACAGCAUCUCAGUUUUGCAUUUGCACUGGACUCAUAUUUGCUGUUGUGCCUUUUCUGUAUUCCUGUUUAAAUAAAAAUACCCCAUUUACCCCAUUGCUGCUGUGGGAACCACCAGUAUAGCCAAGAGGUAAAGUCAGAAAUCCACUGUAUCAUGUCUGUAAUAUCAUUGUUGAAUAAAUCCUUUAUGCACACACAGAGGUACUUUGGGUGCACUUAGUUGGACACUUUUUAUUUUAAUGGUUUCAAGAUGUAAUAUAUUUUUGUAUAUUCCUGUUACAAUGCUACCAUUUUUUUUACUGUGACUGGAUGUUCAAAUUCUUUUCACCGUGAUUUUUUGUUGUUGUUGUUAAUACUAAACAUGUAGCAAUAAUUUGUUUGCAAAGUCCCCAACACCUCUCAAAAGUAUUUUUCUAUGUAUGUAAAUAUGUGUAUUAUAUGUUGCAAGCCUAUGGCAUCUUGCAUUAUUGCUUGAUUGUUGAAGCAUUUGAAAGUAAUAAAUGUUUGAACUUUGAAGAU